AUUCCCCUGAUCGCUACCCUCGCCCGCUCGCAGUCGCCGCACCCCAAAUCCACAGGGCCAUCCCCAUCCAGAUCCAGGCGUCGAUGCUGCGCCGCCAGCCCACCCGCAUCGACCUCCGCAGCUCCGACCGCGACGAGCUCGAGGAGCACCUCCGCUCCAAGGCCGCCGCCGCCGCCGCCGCCGCCAAGUCCGCCGCCGAAUCCACCCCACUCUCGACCCCGCGCCCGUCCAACCCCAUCUCCAACCCGCUCCUCCGCCUCCUCCACCCGCCGCCCGACGCCGCGCCCUCCAAGGCCCAGCGCAUCGGCCUCCACCCCCCGCCCCCCCAGCCCUAGCCGCACCCCCACCCCCAUGGAGGUCGAGAUCAAGCUCCGGCUCCCGGACGCGGCCGCGCACGGGCGCCUCUCCUCCUUCCUCGCGCCCCGCCUGCUCCGCACCGACGCCCAGCGCAACGUCUUCUUCGACGCCCCCGCGCGGCCCCUCGCCGCCGCCACCGCCGCGCUCCGCGUCCGCCUCUACGGCCCCGACGACCGCGCCCCCUCCCGCGCCGUCCUCGCGCUCAAGCGCCGCCCGCGCAUCCACGCCGGCGUCAGCCGCGUCGAGGAGGUCGAGGAGCCCCUCGACCCCGCCCUCGCCCUCGCCUGCCUCGACGACCCCGCUCGCCUCGCCGCCGUCGACUCCCCCAUCGUCCGGCUCGUCUCCGACGAGUACGGCGUCGGCGGGGACAGAGCGCCGUUCGUCUGCCUCGGCGGGUUCCGGAACACCCGCGGCGUGUAUGAGCUCGGGGAGGGCGAGGGGCAGGGGCUCGUGCUGGAGCUCGACGAGACGCACUUCGAUUUCGGCACCAACUACGAGCUGGAGUGCGAGACCGCGGAGCCCGACCAGGCCAAGGAGGUCCUCGAGCGGCUGCUCACGGUGGCUGGGGUGCCGUAUGAGUACUCCCGGAGCAAUAAGUUCGCGUGCUUCAUGGCCGGGAAGCUGCUUCCAUGACUAGAUGGAGAUCUUCGUCAAGACCCUCGCCGGCAAGACGAUCACCAUCAAGGUUGAUCCAUCUGACACCAUCUACGUGGUCAAGGCAAAGAUCCAAGAUCAGCAGCGCCUUGUUUUCAAUGGGGGGCAGCUUGAAGAUGAGCGUACUCUGGCUGAUUAUGACAUCCAGGAUGAAUCCACUCUCACCCUCGAUCUGCCCAUCCAAAGGAGGAGGAUGCUAAUCCGUGUCAAAACGCAUUGCAAAUCCACCCUCUGUAAGUUGGAGGAAGAAGCUAUUG
Molecule: messenger RNA, 1268 nt
Organism: Triticum aestivum (bread wheat)
Lineage: Eukaryota; Viridiplantae; Streptophyta; Magnoliopsida; Poales; Poaceae
Product: triphosphate tunnel metalloenzyme 3
Exons: 2
Coding region: 352-990 (212 amino acids)
Source: RefSeq, a predicted model, not a curated record